AUGAAUAUGAAUUCAUCGACAAUGUCCCCUGGUGGAAUGACAACGAAGAUGUGGCAAUGGUAUCAUAUUGAAUUAAACGAUGUUAUACUUUUUGAGGGAUGGAAAGUUCGAGAUUCUGGAACAAUGGUUUGGAGUUGUUUUGUUGUUGGAUUUGCUGGAGUUCUCCUUGAAUUUUUGAAAUAUUCCAGUUGGAUGACAUCUGAAAAAAUGACUUCAGAUAUGGCUGAUGUGGAUCGACGAACCAAGUACGGUGGAAUUGUAGUGCCUAGCAAAAUCAAAAUGAAGAUGUCCGGACCGCCGUUCAUGCAUAUGUGGUUUCACACGAAACCAGAGGAUACUGUACUUUUCAAAACAUGGAAUGUAACAGAUGCUGGGACAAUGGCAUGGGUAUGUGCAAUAGUAGUCGUGGCUGGAAUCUUUCUGGAAGCAAUGAAAUAUAUGAGAUGGAAAAUAGAAAAAUGGCAGAAAAAGAAAGAAGAAGUAGUUAGCAGAGGAUAUUUCUCCCGACUAUUCGAUCCAAUCCACAUGGCACAAUCGAUUCUUUUCAUGAUUCAAUUGAGUUUCAGUUAUAUUCUAAUGCUCUUAUUUAUGACAUUUUCUGUUUGGUUGGGAAUUGCAGUUGUUGUUGGAUUAGGAAUCGGUUAUCUUAUUUUCGGAUCGAGAACUCUCAGUUCUGGAUGA
Molecule: messenger RNA, 681 nt
Organism: Caenorhabditis remanei
Lineage: Eukaryota; Metazoa; Nematoda; Chromadorea; Rhabditida; Rhabditidae
Exons: 5
Coding region: 1-681 (226 amino acids)
Biological process (GO): copper ion transmembrane transport
Cellular component (GO): membrane
Molecular function (GO): copper ion transmembrane transporter activity
Source: RefSeq, a predicted model, not a curated record